AUGGGAAUGCUACUCAAUGCUAUUCUCUUCUAUCUAGUCCUAUAUCGGACUCCUGUUCAGCUGAAGCUAUACUCAAUUCUGAUCGGGAACGCGGCAGUCACAGAUUUUCUAGCCUGCUUCUUUUCAUUUCUUAUCCAGCAACGAAUAAUCGCAAUAGGAAGGAGUUUGAUCUAUUUCUCAUAUGGGCCAUGUCGCUUGAUAGGCACAGAAUUUUGCUAUGUAACAAGACGUAUUAUCGCCAUACUAUCGAAACAUUCACUGUCUGAGCAUACCGAGAUUUUGCACAAGCAACUGCUCAAGAUGGAUUACGUCAGAUUGAUCACGAUUAUCUUUCAUACGAUCUGUGAUUCCCUUGGAAUGUUUUUCAACAUGGCUCUACUUUAUCUCGUACUAUUUCGAACUCCAUCCAGUAUGGCAAUAUAUUCUAUAUUGAUAGGAAAUGCAGCUCUUACGGAUUUUGUAGCAUGUCUUGCUGCUGUUCUCAUUCAGCAAAGAAUAGUUCCCUUAAAAACGAGUGUCGUAUACUUCUCACAUGGGCCAUGUCAAGCAAUAGGAGCCGAGUUUUGCUACCUUAUGUAUAGCGUCGCACUGUCCUGCUACGCUCAUGCUCUCUAUUCCUUGCUAUUCUCGUUUUACUUCAGAUAUUAUAUACUUAAAAAACAACAGCCAUCACCCCGUUUGCUAAAAUGCAUUGUAGCUAUCAUUUCCUUACCAUCAUGUUUCCAACUGAUCAUAAUGUGCUUCGCAAACCAACCUACAACGACACUGAUUGCGAUUUUGGAGCAAGAGUUGCCGUAUUAUGAGAUUGAGAACGAGACAAUUAGCGGACAUGCUAACGUUUUUCAAUGGGAAACAUUCACAGUGAUCCUACACGUGACACUACCUAUCGUACCAGUUUAUGCCUGUAUUCUUAUACUGAGAAAACGAAUCAUUAUUAUGCUCUCGACACGAUGUCUGUCAGAGAAUACGAAAAUAUUGCACAAACAGCUUCUGAAGGCACUCACCUGUCAGGCAAUGCUACCAGGCCUGUUCUUCUUCGGCGCUCUAAGCUACAUAUGCGGUCAGAUUGGUUUUUAUCGUCAUCCGCUUUUGGAGUCAUUCACGCUCAUGAGUAUCGGCUUGUUUCCUAUGCUGAGUCCACUGAGUAGUAUGUACUUCAUAGGCCCCUACAGAAAGAUCGUAUCCACAUUUUUGUUGAGGUUGUUCCAGAAAAGAACGUCACCAAUAGCAGGGGAUGACAGUACCAAGUCUCCGAGUAAUGCUAUUAUUAGAAUUAUUACAUCAGAAAGAACAGACGAAUACACGAAUGCAGCACUCACGCAUUUGAAAUUAGUUCUAUAUUACAUACUAAAAAAACAACAGCCAUCACCUCGAUUGCUUAAAUGUCUUAUAGCUAUCGUUUCCUUACCGUCAUGCUUCCAACUGAUCAUAAUGUGCUUUGCAAAUGAGCCCACUGCAACGCUGAUUCCGAUUCUGGUGCAGAAAUUGCCGCACUACGUGAUUGAGAACGAGACCAUUAGCGGUCAUACUAACGUUUUUGAAUGGAAAACAUUUACAGCAAUUCUGCACAUGACAGUACCUAUUGUACCAGUUUAUGUCUGUAUUCUUAUACUCAGAAAACGAAUCAUCACUAUGCUCUCAACACGUUAUAUGUCAGAAAAUACGAAGAUAUUACACAAGCAACUUCUCAAGGUUUAUAGUUCGAAGAAUUCCUUUUUAUUUCCCACAUGA
Haemonchus placei is the source of this 1731-nucleotide messenger RNA. The record is from the annotation of a GenBank genome assembly. Lineage: Eukaryota; Metazoa; Nematoda; Chromadorea; Rhabditida; Trichostrongylidae.